AUGGCGGCCGGAGCGAUCCUAAAAACAACUGGCGCACUGAUCACGAUCGGCACGCUUGUGCUCAUCGGCACUGGUUAGAUAGUUCUUUACUUCUUGAUUUCGAGAAUACUUUUCAAGGCUUGUUUUACAUGCUCACUGGCCAGGGCCAUCGGUUCGACAUUGCCUGGUUCCUGACGUCGACCUCGCCUCACAUGUGGGCUGGCUUGGGGAUCGGCUUUUCGCUUUCUUUAUCUGUUCUUGGCGCUGGCUGGUGAGUUUCAUUUUAAAUUAUUCAAAAUUUGCUUUUGCAGGGGGAUCUUCACGACUGGUUCGUCAAUUCUCGGUGGUGGUGUGAAAGCACCGCGAAUUCGCACCAAAAACUUGGUUUCCAUCAUUUUCUGUGAAGCCGUCGCUAUUUUCGGUAUCAUUAUGGCUUUCGUCUUCGUCGGAAAGCUUGCCGUAAGUUUUUUCUUCUGAAUUCCUCCGUAAAAAUCGAAAUUUUUGUUGAAAAAAAAAACCAUUACAUGAAAUUUCUCAGGACUUCCGCAGAGAAGAAUUGACCGAUUCUCCUGCGGACAUGGUUAUUUUGGCGAGAAAUCUGGCCUCAGGCUAUAUGAUUUUCGGUGGUGGCCUUACCGUCGGCUUCAGCAACUUAGUUUGCGGCCUUGCCGUCGGUUGGUUUUUUCUCUUUCUUUGGAUCUCAGUCUGAUUGAUGUUCUAUCGGUAUCUACAUAAUAAAAAAAACACUUGCCUGGGAUGAUAAACUUAUAGUUUUAUUAUUUCUUUUUGGUUUUUUUUUGUUCAGGACAACUCAAAAGCUUUUUAAACGUUGUUCUCAAAUUUUAAAUUCGGCGUUGAUCCAUAUUAUGUUUUUUUUUUCAGGUAUUGUUGGCUCCGGCGCAGCUAUUGCUGAUGCAGCGAAUCCUGCGUUGUUCGUGAAGAUUUUGAUUAUUGAAAUUUUCGCUUCGGCUAUUGGUCUUUUUGGAAUGAUCAUCGGUAUUGUGCAGGUGAGAUUUUAUCUUCUUUUUAUUCCUUUGACCUGCCUUGUGCAUCAGCGUAUACUCUAUGUUCUGCUAAUUUGUUUUUUUUUUCGUAUAGGAACUUCUCAGAAAUUAAUUCCAUUCAUUUUUUUUUAUUAGUGGUUCAAUGGGAGCUUUUUGCUGUGUUGCAUUUUUACAUUUUUUUUCGUUUGAUUGACUAUCAAAAAUUACGUGAACUUUAUCUUAAUGGCGUGCAAUUUUGGUGCUCCAAUGAACAAGCCAUUAAAAUUUUUUGAAUACAAGAAUUGCGUUGAUUUAGGAUCUAAAAAAGGAAAAGAUCUUUUUCGAAUAACUAGGAAACUUUCUUACUGGUAGCUUUUGUAUUUGGAAAAAAAAUAUUUUUCUGUGUUUUCUUAAUGAAGUUUUCCAGACGAACAAGGCUGCCAUGGGCAACAAAUAA
This is a messenger RNA of Caenorhabditis auriculariae, 1419 nucleotides long. NCBI's taxonomy places the organism in Eukaryota, Metazoa, Nematoda, Chromadorea, Rhabditida, Rhabditidae. The record is from the annotation of a GenBank genome assembly.